AUGUACAGUGAAUGUGGGCAGCGAAAGUUUGCAAGGACGCAUUUCCCCAGGCCGGGCGGCACAGAAUUCUGUCUAUCUUGCCAACACAGAUCAAUGGUUCAGCUUGGAUGUCGACCAUGGAAUCUGAGUUUAAUCAGUGUAAUUGUCCUCGCCCUCUCCAACAUGCUGCUGACCUUCUUGUUGCUGCAGUCAGAGACCUGUGCUCCAUACAGCCUUCCUAAGGAAUCCGUGUCGAAUAUUGUUACUGAAUGGAAUCUCCCUUCUUUCCAAAAAGAAGACCCUCCUGAAAAGCCCUGUAUUCAAUCUGAGGAUCUUCAAAAGGAGGACACUGUCCUCAAGCUGGAUGUAAAACUAGGAAAAUGGGAUUCUCGUCGACUUUAUAAAACCUUUGAUUCAGUCCUGGUUGGUGGUAAAUUCAGCAACCUCUCGCAAACUUCUAAAGUUUGUUUAGCGACUCAGACUUCCAUAGAGAAGCUUCAUUCUCUUGUUCAGGUUGUUCACCACUGGUCAGGACCACUAUCAGUUGCCUUGUUUGCUUCCGGGGAUGAGGAGUUUGAGGUUUUGCAGAGGUACCUUGUUUACCUCAACAAAUGCUAUACACCAAUUAGGAAUCGAGUGGCAUUUUCCCUAGCGAUGCCCAAAAAUAAACUACCUAAGAGAGAGCCGACUGCUUUCAAGAUGCCUAAGACUGUGGACUGUGCCAAACCCGAGGCCACGUUAAAUAUCCUGAUGAGUAGAGUCUCUGAUGAACAAACAAAUUGGAGGAUACGGAAUGUCUAUCCUCAGAAUCACAUGAGGAACUUAGCGAGAAAGAAUUGUCAGUCGGAGUACGUGUUCUUAACUGAUGUGGACAUUGUGCCGAGCUUUAACUUGACUGGAACUUUAGAAGAGUUCCUUAAGGAUGACAAUUGUGAAAAGUGUGCGUAUGUGAUACCGACUUAUGAGCUGGACUCGCGUGUUCGAUUUCCACAGAACAAGUCUGAGCUAAUUCGACUAGCUAAGAAAGGGCUUGCUAGACCCUUUCAUCAGAAAGUCUUCAUUCACAAUCAAUUCGCAACGAAUUUUACGAGAUGGAUGAUGGACCUCAUUCCGGGACAUAAAGGCCACGAGAACAUGAAGAAUGGUAAAAUUUAUGUCAGUCAUGACGUAACUAACUUCGAGUUCCUUUAUGAACCUUUCUACAUUGCGAGAGACAUUGCACCAGCUCACGAUGAGAGGUUCAUGGGUUAUGGGUACACCAGAAAUACACAGGUAUUGCUCUUAACUGGUAUAAAAGCAUGCAGUCCAAUUGGCAUAAUUUUGACCAAUUUGCUUCCGAUUUUUGCUCAAGAUUCGCUGAUUCCGAUUUUCAAUUCGAGUUACGUCAAGAAUUCCAUCGGGGGACUCAAGGCGAACGAGAAUCGGUAG
Molecule: messenger RNA, 1407 nt
Organism: Belonocnema kinseyi
Lineage: Eukaryota; Metazoa; Arthropoda; Insecta; Hymenoptera; Cynipidae
Product: beta-1,4-glucuronyltransferase 1
Exons: 4
Coding region: 1-1407 (468 amino acids)
Molecular function (GO): glucuronosyltransferase activity
Source: RefSeq, a predicted model, not a curated record